AGUGAAAGACUCGGAUCGUUAGUCUAGCUUUUACCCUUUUUAAUGGGUUAGAAAAGGUGUCUUCAUGGUGAAGAAAGAGAAAAAAAACAGAAAAGAAAAAAAGAAAAAGCAGUGAGCAACAUCUUUAAAAGGCCACUUGAAAAGAUUCAUUGCCGGGAUACAGAGACAGAGUUGCUUUCCUUUGGCAGUGUAAAGAAUACUUUCUUCCCCUUCUUGAGCAGCGAGUGGUGUACUCUCUUCUCUCAUUUUCUGAGUUGGAAUGGCUUCCACAAUCCCUAGGGUUUCCUUCAAUCUCAGGGUUGGUGACGGUAAGCGAUGCCGCAUUCGAGUCGAAGAAGAGGAGAUCCAUCACACAAAGACGUUUUCAGAGCAGGAACCAACAGCUGCAGACCUUAGGAAUCUGUUCGAACUCAGCAUUGACAGUGGUAGUCAUAUCGCUAUUGAAGUACAACCAGAGCAUGCCAUUGAUAAAAUACGAGAGUUGCCUUUUACCUAUAGGGGCCCUAGGGUUUUUUUUGAUAUCACGAUCGGCGGUGUUAAAGCCGGCCGGAUCGUAAUGGAGCUCUUCUCCGACGUGGUUCCAAUUACCGCAGAGAACUUCAGGGCCUUGUGCACCGGCGAAAAGGGUAAAGCCCCUAAUGGGAAGCGCCUCCAUUACCAGGGUUCUUCAUUCCAUAGAAUCUUUCCGAGAGAGUUCUGCUCAGGUGGCGAUUGCACUGGUGGUGAAUCAAUCUAUGGUGGGAAGUUUAAGGACGAGAAUUUCAAGGAAAAGCACGAAGGCUUCGGGGUUCUAUGUAUGGCUACCGGAGGGGUGCCCGAUAACAAUGGCUCCAACUUCGCCAUAUGCAUGAACAAGGACACUACGUCAGACGGCAAGUAUGUUGUGUUUGGUGAGGUGGUGGAGGGGCUGGAUGUGGUCCGGGCCAUCGAGAAGGUCGGAUUGCCUUCCGGCGAGAUCCUUAAGCCCGUUCUCAUCGCGGACUGUGGCCAGCUCUGAAGACAUAACAACCAAGCCAAGAGCUCGUUCCUCUGCUGUUAGGAUUUGUGGCUUUUUUUUCCCCUAGCUUUAUUGAUGGACGCUUUGCAAUUGCUGAGGUAGCUUGGUUUUUCUUUCUUCCUUGAUGCAGAUUGUGAAUAAUUAUCUUGAUGUAGAUCAUGUCUAAUUAUAAAAUACAGCAAGUCUCUCUGUUUUUUAGUGUAAAUUUGUAAAUACUGCAAGUUUUUUUACUUUUGGGAGUUUUAUGGAUACGAGGUUUUAGCUGU
Molecule: messenger RNA, 1263 nt
Organism: Amborella trichopoda
Lineage: Eukaryota; Viridiplantae; Streptophyta; Magnoliopsida; Amborellales; Amborellaceae
Product: peptidyl-prolyl cis-trans isomerase
Biological process (GO): protein folding; protein peptidyl-prolyl isomerization
Cellular component (GO): cytoplasm
Molecular function (GO): peptidyl-prolyl cis-trans isomerase activity; cyclosporin A binding
Source: RefSeq, a predicted model, not a curated record